Molecule: messenger RNA, 1311 nt
Organism: Megalops cyprinoides (Indo-Pacific tarpon)
Lineage: Eukaryota; Metazoa; Chordata; Actinopteri; Elopiformes; Megalopidae
Product: Wilms tumor protein homolog
Exons: 10
Coding region: 1-1311 (436 amino acids)
Biological process (GO): regulation of transcription by RNA polymerase II
Cellular component (GO): nucleus
Molecular function (GO): DNA-binding transcription factor activity, RNA polymerase II-specific; RNA polymerase II cis-regulatory region sequence-specific DNA binding
Source: RefSeq, a predicted model, not a curated record
AUGGGGUCAGACUCGCGCGAUCUGAACACCCUGCUGCCAGCGGUCCCCGCCCUCCCUGGGGGUGGCGGGAGCUGUGCCUUGCCUGUCAGCAGUGGCCCGCAGUGGGCGCCUGUUCUGGACCUCCAUGGCGCACCACCUUAUGGCUCUCUACAGUCCCACUCCUUCAUCAAGCAGGAGCCCGGUUGGGUGACGGCCGACGCCCAUGAGGACCCCCACUGUGGCAUCAGCGCCUUCACCGUGCACUUCUCAGGCCAGUUCACCAGCACAGGGCCCUGCCGCUACGGGGCAUUUGGAGCACCCCCUCCCAGCCAGCCUCCUAGCAACCAGGCCAGGCUGUUCUCCAAUGGACCCUACCUGUCUAACUGCGUGGAGAGCCAGACAGCCACCAGGAACCAAGGUUAUAGCACGGUAGCAUUUGACAACACCCUCAACUAUGGGCACACCCCCUCACACCCCACCAGCCAGUUCCCCAACCAGUCCUUCAAGCAUGAGGACCCCAUAACUCAACAGACCAACAUGGGUGAGCAGCAGUACCCUGCACCACCCCCAGUGUACAGCUGCCACAACCCUUCAGACAGCUGUGCAGGCAACCAGACACUUCUCCUGAGGAACCACUACAACAGUGAUAAUUUAUACCAAAUGGCAUCUCUGGAAUGCAUGGCAUGGAACCCUGCUAACACGCUGGCAUCCACCAUCAAGAGCAAUGGAACACCAGCUGGAAAUAUAGUCUCAUCUUGGUGGAGCAAAGGCCAAAAUAGCCAUGGCACGGGUUAUGAAAGUGAACCCAGCACACCCAUGGUGUACAGCUGCAGUACCCAGUACCACAUCCACACCCAUGGAAUGUUCCGAGGAAUCCAGGAUGUCCGACGGGUGCCUGGCAUCACCCCCCCCAUUGUGAGGUCAUCAGAGAGCAAUGAGAAGCGCCCGUUCAUGUGUGCAUACCCUGGCUGCAACAAGAGAUACUUCAAAUUGUCCCACCUGCAGAUGCACAGCAGGAAGCACACAGGGGAGAAGCCCUACCAGUGUGACUUCACGGACUGUGGCCGGAGAUUCUCCAGAUCAGACCAACUAAAGAGGCACCAGCGAAGACAUACAGGUGUAAAACCUUUCCAGUGCGAGACCUGUCAGAGAAAGUUCUCACGGUCUGACCACCUUAAGACCCACACCCGGACUCAUACAGGUAAAACAAGUGAGAAGCCAUUCACCUGCAGGUGGCCCAACUGCCAGAAGAAGUUUGCCAGGUCUGACGAGCUGGUUCGGCAUCAUAACAUGCAUCAGAGGAACCUAACCAAGCUACAGCUAGCACUCUGA